AGCAGUAGAAAAAUUCUGAGAGGUUGAGUUCUACUGUUCUUCGUCUUCCCUACGCGGAAUUUGUUUUCUAGUAAAUAUGGUGAAUACUCCAAGAAUUUCAAGAAAAAUUCUUGUUGCUUCUUUGGUUUUGCGAUUGGGGAUUGAGGAAAAAAGUUCGAAGUUCACAUGUCGGAUUUCUAGGUCACGACUUGUGAAAGAAACACGGAAGAGGAAAGUUGUGAAUUGAGCUUUCUAUUGUUUAUUUUGGUAAAUUUUUUUCUAGUGAAUCCAUGAAAUUUGCGAGCAGGUUGUAGACAAUGCUCGACAUUUUGUUGUUGAAGUUUCCGGAGUUCGUGAAGGUAUGAAUUUCUUUGUUUGGACAUCGAUUUGGCAGAAUGUUGGACGCUUUUAAGUUAGUAAUUAGCAUUAUAUUCAGAUUCAACUACUGGCCUUGGUUUAGAGUUGAAACGGAAGUAAUCGUGGUGAUUUUGAUGAAGGUUUUGUUGUAGAGAUUGUCAUCUUGUAUGAUAUAAUAUUGGUUAUACGAUUUUGUUCUUGCUCUGUUGGAGUUUCGUCAACUGCUGGUGAACUACUCAUUGAGUGCUGUCCUGCUAGAGUGUGAAUGGACAAUCUUCAAUGUAAUAAUUGGGCAUUAGGACGUUUAAUUUGUAGAAGAUUUAUGUGAACUAGCCCACUUUAACGAUUCUAAUUCUCUGUUUUUUCACGAUCUGAAAAUGAUGCCUCUGUCUGGUUUUUUCCCAUCCUUUGAUCACUAUGCUUUUCUCAUUUCAAAAUGCAUCAAACACAAACACUUGAAGGUUGGCAUGUCCUUGCACUCCCACCUUAUUAAGUCCGCUCUUUCGUUUGAUCCGUUCCUUGCUAACCAUCUUAUUGACAUGUAUUCCAAAUGUAAUUCUAUGGAAAAUGCGCAGAAGGCAUUUGAUGAUUUACCCUUUAAAAAUAUCCACUCGUGGAAUACCAUUCUUGCCUCCUACUCACGUGCUGGAUUUUUGAGUCAAGCUCGUAUGAUAUUUGAUGAAAUGCCUCAUCCAAAUAUUGUUAGCUACAAUACCUUGAUUUCUAGCUUUACUCACCAUGGGUUGUAUGUAGAAGCAAUGAAUAUCUUUUGGCAAAUGCAACAAGAUUUUGAUCGUUUAGUCUUGGACGAGUUUACUUUUGUGAGUAUUGUGGGUACUUGUGCCUGUUUGGGUGCUUUGGAAAUGUUGCGUCAGAUUCAUGGAGCAGCUAUUUUCAUUGGAUUGGAGUUCAAUAUGAUUGUUUGCAAUGCUGUAAUUAAUGCUUAUGGUAAAUGUGGCGAACCGGGCACAUCAUAUUCUGUUUUUAGUAGAAUGCAGAAGAGAGAUGUUGUUACCUGGACCUCCAUGGUUGUAGCCUAUACUCAGACAUCCAAGUUAGAUGAUGCUUUUCGAGUGUUCAGGAGUAUGCCAGUAAAAAAUGUUCAUACAUGGACUGCUUUGAUUAAUGCUUUUGUGAAAAACAAGUAUAGCAAUGAGGCCCUGGAUUUGUUUCAACAAAUGUUGGAGGAAAAAUAUUCUCCUAAUGCUUUCACAUUUGUAGGUGUUUUAAGUGCGUGUGCAGAUCUUGCUUUGAUAGCAAAAGGGAAAGAGAUUCAUGGAAUCAUAAUCAGAAGGAGCAGCGACCUUAAUUUUCCGAACGUAUACAUGUGUAAUGCUUUAGUUGAUUUGUACAGUAAGAGUGGUGACAUGAAAUCAGCUAGGACGUUGUUUAACUUGGUUCCUAAAAAGGAUGUAGUCUCGUGGAAUUCACUAAUAACUGGGUUUGCACAAAAUGGGCUCGGAAGGGAAGCACUUAUUGCGUAUAGGAGGAUGAUAGAAGUAGGGAUAAAGCCUAAUGAAGUGACGUUUCUUGGUGUGCUGUCUGCCUGUUCCCAUACUGGUUUGUCAUCUGAAGGAUUAUAUAUUAUGGAGUCAAUGGAGAAGUCUAAUGAUAUUAAGCCUAGUUUAGAUCAUUAUGCAGUCUUGAUCGAUAUGUUUGGAAGAAAAAAUAGACUUGCCGAAGCAUUGGAUUUAAUAUCCAGGGCACCCAAUGCAUCAAAACACAUCGGUAUAUGGGGUGCAGUUCUGGGGGCUUGUCGAAUACACGACAAUUUGGACCUGGCUAUAAGAGCUGCAGAAACUUUGUUCGAGAUGGAACCAGAUAAUGCUGGAAGAUAUGUAAUGUUAUCUAAUGUAUUUGCAGCAGCAAGUAGAUGGAUGGAUGCCCAUAAUGUGAGAAAACUUAUGGAGGAAAGAGGUUUCAAGAAGGAAGUAGCACAAAGCUUCAUAGAAAUAAGAAACGUAAGACAUAAGUUUGUGGCAAGAGAUAAUUCCCAUAGUCAGAUGGGUGAGAUAUACGAGUUAAUGUUCAUACUACUAGAUCAUAUGAAAAAAUUUGGUUACAUGCUUCUUGACGAUGGUAUUUACUUUUAUGAUGGUUAGAGUACUUGAACUUUAAGCAUGAUUUAUUUGGAUCACAGCGUUGCAAAUGUAUAGACAUUGAAGAAGCUAGCAAUUUUAAGGAAAGAAUUUGAGAAUAUGAAGCUACACGAUGAAGCUACAAGGCUGAAAAGGAGAGAUUGCUAUCAAGUAGGAUACCUUUAUUUUUAUUUAUUCUUUUAACAUAUAACUAAGAUUGGGGUGGUCAUGGAUAAGAAUAUUCAUCAUUCAGCAUUUCAACAUGGAUAAUAAUAACUAAGAUUGACUCUCAGGGUUUUGAUUUUGCUGCUUUUCGUUCUGUAAUCCUCUAGUAAUAUUUUUGUUACUGGAAGUAAAAUUUCUGGGUGCUGAGGUUUGAUCGAGCUUUGUCUUAUGAAUUAGUUUGCAGAGAUGAAAUUGAGAAACAAUUUCCUCUCAAGAGGGAAGCAUUGUUCCUUUGUUAUGUCUGCUCUUGCAUUCACCAUCGUGGUGUUGUGGGCGUGGGGGGAAAAUUCUUUUAUUACCACUUCUCAGUCAGUUCAAGCAUGGUAUAGAACUUCUUAUUCAGGGUUCAUGGUAGGUUCCACAUACAGUUCUGUAAUACCUGACACAGUAAAAGAGAAUACUGAAAAAACAUAUUCAAAUUCAAGUACAAAAGAAGAGACCGUAAAAGAUGAUGCACAUUCAGAAGUUACACUCACAUAUGCUGCAUCCACAAUAAAUUUUAACAGGAGCAAGAGUAAUGAGAACAGUAAGUACUUAGCCCAAACUAGUGGUGCUGCUUUCGAAUCUACUUUAUAUUUUUAUUUCUUAAACUUUUCAGCCUGUAGCUAUGGAAAUGGUGAAUGGGUCCUUGAUGAUAGUCAACCAUUAUACUCUGGUUUUGGAUGUAAGCGAUGGUUAUCAGCAACAUGGGCUUGUAGACUGACCGAGCGGACUGAUUUUUCCUAUGAAAGAUAUCGUUGGGUUCCCAAAGAUUGUGAAUUGCCAGCAUUCGAGCGGUCUGAAUUCCUGAAAAGAAUGCAGGACAAAACCAUUGCAUUUAUUGGCGAUUCAUUAGGAAGGCAGCAAUUUCAAUCUUUGAUGUGUAUGGCCACGGGUGGGGAAGAGAGUCCUGAAAUUAAAGAUGUAGGAAAAGAAUAUGGUCUUGUCAAAGCUAAGGGCGCUAUUCGUCCAAAUGGAUGGGCAUAUCGUUUUCCGAGUACCAAUACUACUAUUUUAUACUAUUGGUCAACAAGCCUCAACGAGUUAUUGCCAUUGAACAUGUCAGACCCAGCCACUGAGGUAGCCAUGCAUCUUGACCGUCCACUAGCAUUUUUGAGAAACUUCCUCCAUUUGUUUGAUGUGUUGGUUCUUAAUACUGGACAUCACUGGAACAGAGCAAAAGUUAGAGAAAAUAGGUGGGUGAUGUACAAAGAUGGAAUUCGUAGUGAACUUGAUAACUUGAAAGAAAUUGACACCGCUAAGAAUUAUACUGUGCACAGUAUUGUCCAAUGGCUAGAUUUGCAACUCUCCUCUCAUCCUCGACUCAAGGUUUUUUUCAGGACCAUGUCUCCUCGCCAUUUUCACAAUGGGGAAUGGAAUAACGGAGGUAGCUGUGUCAAUACCACACCGUUAUCAAGAGGAAGCAAAGUAGAACAGAAUAGAUCAAGCGAUCCAAUUGUUGAGAGUAUUGUAAGAGGUACACAAGUAAGGAUGUUGGAUAUAACUGCUCUUUCCGAUCUGAGGGAUGAGGCUCACAGAUCCCACUACAAUAUCAAAGGAACUUCGGGUGGUAGUGAUUGCUUGCAUUGGUGUCUUCCCGGUAUUCCGGACACAUGGAACAUGAUUCUUCUUGCUCAAAUAUAGCUUCGUUUGUCUUAAAAGUUCACUUUUGGACAUUCAGCUUUGCUUCCUAGUAAGACAUCUUAAUUUGUAGCCUCGAAGAUGAUAACUUUGAGGUGGGUUUGUUAGCUAGGAUACUCUUCUCAAUUAAAUAUUUGUUUUGUAUGAUAAAGAAAAUAUAAAUGAAUACACUAUUAUUUCAAAU
Molecule: messenger RNA, 4443 nt
Organism: Cucurbita maxima (winter squash)
Lineage: Eukaryota; Viridiplantae; Streptophyta; Magnoliopsida; Cucurbitales; Cucurbitaceae
Product: protein trichome birefringence-like 14
Exons: 4
Coding region: 2826-4262 (478 amino acids)
Biological process (GO): plant-type secondary cell wall biogenesis; xylan biosynthetic process; RNA modification
Cellular component (GO): Golgi apparatus
Molecular function (GO): protein binding; RNA binding; O-acetyltransferase activity
Source: RefSeq, a predicted model, not a curated record